Molecule: messenger RNA, 966 nt
Organism: Zingiber officinale
Lineage: Eukaryota; Viridiplantae; Streptophyta; Magnoliopsida; Zingiberales; Zingiberaceae
Exons: 1
Coding region: 1-966 (321 amino acids)
Source: RefSeq, a predicted model, not a curated record
AUGGAUAAAAAUUCUGGUAAUUAUUUUAGGGAUUUGUUCAACUCUCCAAAUAUCGACGAAUAUUCAAGUGAAGAAAGUUCUCGAGCCCGUCCUAAUUUCUUCAAUUCUCAAUUUCCAUUUCCCACUCAACAUUCACCAAAUUUCCAACCUUUUCCAUACCCACCACCAUAUUACCAUAAUUUCCAAAGUUAUCCAAAUUCUUUGAGUGGCGACCCUCGAGCUCCGUUUUAUACAUAUCCUCCAGUAUAUUGGCAGAGUAAUCAGUAUUUCAUGCAAGGCCCAUCUCAUGGAAUUAAUCAGCUUCAAUCACCAGAGAUUCAUUCAAAUGAAUCGAGAAGAGCUAUUGUUGAUGCAAUUGACAGUGAUAAAAGUACACCUUAUGCAGUCCCCGAUUCACAAUUUCCUCCAUUUUCAUCUGAAAUAGGGCCUGACGAUAUUAUUCUCAAUCGAGCACCAGAGAUGGGCAACGAAUCAGAUGAAGACCAUAACAAGCGAACAGUAUGGACAGUGGCAGAUGAUAAGCUCCUUGCAGCGGCCUACACAAUUAUGAGUGAAGAUUCAGUAGUUGGUAAUGCCCAGAAGAGUGAGUCAUUUUGGAAACGAGUUGUGACAUACUUCAAUACCAAUCGAGCUAAAGAAGCUAAAAAGAGAACUGCGGAGAAAGCAAAAUCACAUUGGGCUUCAUUGAAAAAGAUCGUAAAUAGAUACAAUGGAAUCUACAAUAAAUGGUAUAAUGAUAGACCAAGCGAAUGGAGUGAUGAGGAUUUGAUGGUGCGAGCUCAUGAAGAAUACAAGAGUACUUUUAAAACUACUUUCCAAUAUGAGCAUGUGUGGAGAAUCGUGAAAGAUAAUCCUAUGUAUGCUCCUCAAUCCUCAGAUCGACGGGCAACAAAAACAAAGCAAGAACAUCAGAAUCAUCGGGUGCACAUAUUGACUCUUCUAAUCCUAAUACAACUGCUGAUAUAG